Messenger RNA from Fomitopsis serialis, 310 nucleotides. RefSeq lists its product as uncharacterized. The transcript has 2 exons. The record is from RefSeq and is a predicted model, not a curated record. Lineage: Eukaryota; Fungi; Basidiomycota; Agaricomycetes; Polyporales; Fomitopsidaceae. Bases 38 to 259 code for a protein of 73 amino acids.
GUUCCGGUCUGUGGCCCACACAAGUGUCGACCCAACAAUGACUCGAUUUCAUUGUACACCCAUUCACUCUCUGACCACCGUCAGCUUGUUUUUGCCUACCGGCCUCGGUAACAUGGCUAUCGAGUCCCCAAACCCGAUUGACGCCCCUCGCGUGAAUGGGCAUGCCGAACCGCGUCCAGGAGUCCCGGACCUCGACCCAUCUAAACUUAACAUUACAAUGACGCAGUCGCCGAAGCCGAUACCCCACCGGAAACUCUGAAAUUUGGCCAGGUAAGCGUUGGCUGGAUGACUCAGUGGACGUAUAGGAGCG